Messenger RNA from Parasteatoda tepidariorum (common house spider), 2031 nucleotides. RefSeq names its product chaperonin containing TCP1 subunit 4 (gene CCT4). Lineage: Eukaryota; Metazoa; Arthropoda; Arachnida; Araneae; Theridiidae. Gene Ontology annotation, biological process: protein folding. Gene Ontology annotation, molecular function: ATP binding; ATP hydrolysis activity; ATP-dependent protein folding chaperone. The record is from RefSeq and is a predicted model, not a curated record.
CACUAAAGCUUUUAAAACACCUGUAGUUGCGAUUUGGUUCUACAGACAAGCUUCAAAAUAACAGAACAUAACAUUUUUUGUUACAUUACGAUCGUGAAAUUCUAUGCUGAGUUUAAAUUUUUUGCUCUGUUAAUCCAUUGGAGCUACAAGAACAUUCAUGAAGCAUAGAUCCCCAAAACAGGUCGUAAGAUUUCUUCCUACUGUUUCUACUGUUGACAGUUGUUGUUCAAUAAAUUUCUUAACUAUUUAAAAAGAUUAUAUAAACUAUUUAAAUCAUGACACUUAAUGCUCCGACUAAAACUUCUGGUAAACAAGCUUAUAAUGAUCGGGAAAAACCCAAACAAAUUCGUGAUAGCAAUAUUACAGCAGCCAAAGCUGUCUGCGAUGCCAUUCGUACCAGCUUGGGUCCAAGAGGAAUGGACAAAAUGAUCCAAUCUGGCAAUGGGGAUGUAACAAUUACAAAUGAUGGCGCUACUAUCUUGAAGCAGAUGCAGGUGUUGCAUCCCUCAGCGAGAAUGCUGGUUGAUUUGUCAAAAGCUCAAGAUAUUGAAGCUGGUGAUGGAACAACAUCGGUUGUUGUUAUAGCUGGUAGUCUAUUAGAUGCUGCUGCUAAGCUCUUAGACAGAGGUAUUCACCCAACUACCAUAUCAGAAUCAUUUCAACUUGGUGCCCAGCAAGCAGUCGAGAUUUUGAAUGGGAUGGCUAUACCUGUUGAACUAAAUGAUAGAGAAAGUCUGCUUAAAAGUGCUACAACUGCUCUCAGUUCUAAAAUUGUUUCCCAGCAUUCAAUGCUCUUGGCUCCACUUGCUGUCGAUGCUGUAAUGAAAGUGAUUGAUCCAACUGUUGAUACAAAUGUUAAUUUGAAAGAUAUUAAGAUAAUGAAACAGCUUGGAGGCACUGUGGAUGAUAUAGAACUCAUUGAUGGGCUUCUAUUCAAGCAAAGGAGUGCUGGUCUUGGUGGUGUUACUAAAAUAGAGAAAGCAAAAAUUGGACUUAUUCAAUUCUGUGUGUCUCCUCCUAAAACCAACAUGGACAAUAGAGUAGUGGUUUCUGAUUACACCCAGAUGGACAGAGUGUUGAGAGAAGAGCGUACCUAUCUCUUAAAUAUAGUGAAACAAGUUAAGAAGGCCGGCUGUAAUGUAUUACUGAUUCAGAAGUCUAUACUUAGGGAUGCUAUUUCAGACUUAGCUCUUCACUUUUUUGCUAAAAUGAAAAUUAUGGUUAUAAAAGAUAUUGAAAGAGAAGAUAUUGAAUUUGUUUGCAAAAGUUUAAAUUGCAGGCCAAUUGCUAGUUUAGAUCAUUUUGUUCCUGAGGCUCUAGGAUCAGCUGAAUUAGUUCAAGAAUUUUCUGCUGGUGGUGUUAAAUAUGUUAAGGUUACUGGUGUAGCUAAUCCUGGUAAAACUGUGACACUCUUCUUAAGAGGAUCAAACAAUUUAGUUUUAGAAGAAGCUGACAGGUCACUUCAUGAUGCUUUAUGCGUCAUACGAUGCCUUGUUAAGAAAAAGGCUCUGAUUGCUGGUGGUGGUGCUCCUGAAAUUGAACUCUCUUUAAGACUUGCAGAGUAUUCGAGGACCCUUUCAGGGAUGCAGUCCUAUUGUAUAAGAGCGUAUGCAGAUGCCUUUGAUAUCAUUCCCUACACUCUGGCUGAGAAUGCAGGGUUGAAUGCAAUUGCCACUGUCACAGAACUUAGAAACAGGCACGCUAAUGGUGAAAAGAAUGCAGGAAUAAAUGUUCGCAAAGGCUCUGUUACAAAUAUUCUAGAAGAGAAUGUAGUUCAGCCCCUUCUCGUUAGUGUGAGUGCUGUCACCUUGGCCUCAGAGACAGUGGAAACUCUCAUGAAGAUAGAUGAUAUAGUUAAUGUUGUGCGGUAAAGAAGAUGCUACUCUUUGUAACUACAAAUUAAUCACUCAUAUAAACAGACUCUGCUGUGCUUUGUUUUGCUGUUACUCAUAUAAAAAUAUUCUGCGUUUAACGUUUCAUUCUGUAUUGCAAUUUCUAUACUUUUUUGUGCAUUAAAGAAGAACAAAUAUA